This is a messenger RNA of Neogale vison (American mink), 633 nucleotides long. Its product is annotated as interferon alpha-1/2-like. Gene Ontology annotation, cellular component: extracellular region. Gene Ontology annotation, biological process: T cell activation involved in immune response; response to exogenous dsRNA; natural killer cell activation involved in immune response. Gene Ontology annotation, molecular function: type I interferon receptor binding; cytokine activity. The record is from RefSeq and is a predicted model, not a curated record. The coding region runs from base 37 to 633 and encodes 198 amino acids. The transcript has a single exon. Lineage: Eukaryota; Metazoa; Chordata; Mammalia; Carnivora; Mustelidae.
ACCCCAGCCAGACCAACAGCAUCUGCAGGAUCCCCAAUGGCCCUGUCCUGCUCCUUCUUGGUGGCCCUGGUGGUGCUCAGCUGCCACUCCCUAGGCUCUCUGGGAUGUGACCUGCCUCAGGAUCAUGGUCUGCUGAACUGGAGGGCCCUGAUGCUCCUGCGACAAAUGAGGAGAGUCUCCCCUUUUUCCUGCCUGAGGGACAGAAAUGACUUUGCCUUCCCCCAAGAGGUGUUUGACGGCAAGCAGCUGCAGAAGGCUCAAGCAAUCUCUGUCGUCCAUGUGACGAACCAGAAGACCUUCCACCUCUUCUGCACAGAGGCCUCACCUGCUCCCUGGAACACGACCCUCCUGGAGGAAUUGUGCUCGGGACUUUCUGAGCAGCUGGGCCGCCUGGAAGCCUGUCCCCUGCUGGAGGCGGGGGUGGGAGAGACACCCCUGGUGAAUGGGAACUCUAUCCUGAGGAACUACUUCCAGAGAAUCUCCCUCUAUCUGCAAGAGAAGCAAUACAGCCCUUGUGCCUGGGAGAUGGUCCGAGCAGAGAUCAUGAAAGUUUUCUCUUCAUCAACAACCUUGCAAGAAAGGUUAAGGGGCAAGAAACAAGACCUGGUUCAACAUGGUGAUGACUCUCACUGA